CCACCUGGGAUACAAAGGCAUUAUGAAAAACCUCUAUUUCAGAGUCAUUACCAUAGUUAUAGGUCUUAAUUUUACUGGAAUAAUGACAAAUGCAUCAAGAAAAUGCAAUAUUUUAUUCAAUUCUGAAUGCCAAUGGAAUGAAUAUGUUCUGACAAAUUGUUCUUUUACCGGAAAGCAUGAUAUACCUGUGGACACAUCACAGACAGCAGCCACUAUGGAUGUAAGUUUCGGUUUCUUUAGAGUUUUCUUAGAGUGUCACACAAGAAAAGAAGAAUGGAAAAUAAAACAUCUGGACCUCAGUAACAAUCUCAUAUCAAAAAUAACCUUAAGCCCUUUUGCAUAUUUACAUGCUUUGGAAGUGUUAAACCUCAGCAACAACGCCAUCCACUCCCUCUCAUUGGAUCUACUCAAUCCUAAGUCCUCCUGGGUGAAACGCCACAGAAGCAGUUUCAGAAAGAGGUUUCCAUUGCUGAAGGUGCUCCUUCUUCAAAGAAAUAAACUCAGUGACACUCCCAAGGGACUGUGGAAAUUGAAGUCAUUGCAGAGUUUGGAUCUGUCAUUUAAUGGGAUAUUGCAAAUUGGGUGGUCUGAUUUUCAGAAUUGCCUGCAACUGGAGAAUCUCUAUUUAAAGAGCAACAAGAUAUUCAAAAUUCACCCACAAGCCUUCAAGGACCUCAAAAAAUUACAGUUCAUAGACCUCAGCAACAAUGCCCUGACCACUAUCCUACCAAUGAUGAUCAUGGCUCCAGAACUUCCCCAUCUGGUGGUUGACUUGGCUGAUAAUCACUGGCGGUGUGACGAUAGCGUGGCAGUCUUUCAAAAUUUUAUUUCUGAAUCCUGGAGGAAAAAGUGGAAUGCCAUUUGCAACAGGUCUAUAGGGAGUGAGGAGGCCAAUGGGGCAACCCCCGAGAGCAGAAUUUCCAGGGAAACCCACCUUCCUUCCAUUCAUCUGCAUAGUGUGAAAAGCCUCAUAAGGAGCAAAGCAGAGAGGCCCCGGGGAGAAAGGCACACAGGCGUCUCCACUCUGGGAAAGAAGGCAAGGGCCAGCUCUGGCCUCAGGGAGAAGCAGAGACGGCUGCCAAGAAGUGUUAGUAGCACCCGGGAUGUGCAGGCUGCCGGCAGAAAGGAGGAUGCUCCCCAGGACCUGGCUCUGGCGGUGUGCCUGUCCGUGUUCAUCACAUUCCUUGUCGCCUUCUGUCUGGGGGCUUUCACGAGGCCUUAUAUUGACAGACUGUGGCAACGAAAGUGCCGGAACAAAAAUUCUGGCCAGGACAACGGGUAUUCAAACGAGGGCUUCUACAACGACAUCGAAGCGGCGGGACGCACACCACACCCAGAGACCCAACUGCGCCAAGCACUUUCUGAUCUAAGCCUCUUUGAGAACCAGACCCCUUUCUGGGCGACACAGCCACAGCCACAGCCACAGCCACAGACACAUGCCACCGUAAUUCCUGAUAGAACCGCAGGAAGAAGCAGCGAGGAUCCUGGCAGUCCGCAGAGCUCAGGACAGUACAGGGACAACACCAGGGCGGGAAGUGGAAAUCACGGUCCAGCCUAUUCCAAUCUCCGGGGACAUCCACAGGCCAGAAACCGUGAACUAAUGUCAGCAGCACAGGACCACAUCCUUAGAAGUGAUGUUCUUGGAGAAUGCACUUAUGAAACUGUGGCCCAGGGAGAGCCUCUCAGUGCACACUCAGUGGGCGUGUCUUCUCUAGUGGGCAUGUCACAUGCUGUGUCCAGCUCAAACAGGCAUGAUUUCAGUGAUUUAGAGCCGUCCCUCUCCGGAGAAAUGAUGGCUUCCUUCUGUAAAACGCUACGGCAUGCAGAAGCACAGAGGAUUGGAGAGAGUAAGGAAAGAGGGCGCACUGAACAGUCACUCUGGGACUCACAGAUGGAAUCUUCUAAGGAAAAGCCAGUGAGACCGUCCACUGAUUUGCUGAGCAUACAGCAGCCAAGGCUGUUGCGGGCAAGUGCUGAGGAAGAGCUUUCGGCGCACUACAGCGAGGUCCCACGCAGUGACCCAGGAGACACAGGCCCACCAGUCUUUCCUCUAAGAUGGGACGGUGGCCCGGAUGUCACUCCUGCUAACGAGGAGCCAGUGCAGAAAUCCACUCCUUCUGACACUUGGUGUGUGGUGGAGAGCGACUGUGACUCUGAUGAAGGCUCUCUGUUCACUCUGAGCUCCGUAAGUUCAGAGGGUGCAAGGAGCGAGACUGAAGAGGCAUCGCCUGACAAGGAGCCCUCACAGGACGAGGAACCCCUGCAGGACAAGGAGCCCCUGCAGGACGAGGAGCCCUUGCAAGACGAGGAGCCCUUGCAGGACGAGGAGCCCCUGCAGGACGAGGAGCUCUUGCAGGACGAGGAGCCCCUGCAGGACGAGGAGACCCUGCAGGACGAGGAGCCCUUGCAAGACGAGGAGCCCUUGCAGGACGAGGAGCCCGUGCAGGACGAGGAGCUCUUGCAGGACGAGGAGCCCCUGCGGGACGAGGAGACCCUGCAGAAUGAGGAGCCCCUGCAGGACGAGGAGCCCUUGCAGGACGAGGAGCCCCUGCAGGACGAGGAGCCCCUGCAGGACGAGGAGCUCUUGCAGGACGAGGAGACCCUGCAGGAUGAGGAGCCCCUGCAGGACGAGGAGCCCUUGCAGGACGAGGAGCCCCUGCAGGACGAGGAGCUCUUUCAGGACAAGGAGCCCCUGCAGGAUGAGGAGCUCUUGCAGGACGAGGAGCCCAUGCAGGACGAGGAGCUCUUGCAGGACGAGGAGCCCCUGCAGGACGAGGAGCUCUUGCAGGACGAGGAUCCCCUGCAGGACGAGGAGCUCUUGCAGGACGAGGAGCCCCUGCAGGAUGAGGAGCCCUUGCAGGACGAGGAGGCCUUGCAGGACGAGGAGCUCAUGCAGGAUGAGGAGCCCCUGCACAACGAGGACCCUCUGUACAAUGAGAGCUCAGGGGCUAGCAAGGACAACCUGAUGGCAGUAGACAGUCUUAAGGACAAUGUCACCUUCCAAACAAUUCCAGGGAAAUUCGAGAAUCAGGACUAUCCAUUUGAAAAACGUCUCCUUUCCCCUCCAGACUCUGGCUUGUACAAGACUCACCUCGAAAAUGCCUCUGACACUGAUAGAUCUGAGGGCCCAUCACCCUGGCCCAGAUCACCGGGGAAUAGUCCCUUAGGGGAUGAGAUUCCGGUCAUGUCCACCUAUGAUUAUGACACAGCUCUUCAAUCCAAGGCAGCAGAAUGGCAUUGCUCACUUAGAGACUUAGAAUGUUCAAAUAUGGACGUUUCAUCACAAACACCACCACAUUCUGCUGAAGUUCCCUCAGAUUCUAAUAAGGCUGCCUGCCAUGAAAAAGACUCAGACAUUUGUAAAUAAGAAUCUUUCAUUCAGGACAUAGACAUGCUCUAAACUACAUUUCUUUAAAGAUCACUGCAGGGGAAAACUAAGACCUUCACAACAAGAUCUUGAAGGAGACAACAUGAAUUCCAAUCAAGUAGACACUGAUGCAAAUGGGGGGGGGUUGUGUGUGCACUUGAGGACGAUGAUUCUAGAAGGGUUAGAAGCCAGACACACUUGCUACCAUCCUGUGGGGAUGAACCUGCCCUUCAGUGUGAAAGAGAAAGCGGGGAAUGUUUUGAGAUCAUUCCAAGAACCAUGCACCAUUAUUACAAGAGCUUCCAGACAAAACCAGUUCACCAAGAACAUCAUCGAUCAGUUGGGGUAAAUAUUCAGAGGCGAAUCUGUUGCGGUUAGACAAAGAUGGUUUUCACUUUCCUUCUCAAAUACAAACCCGGAGCGAUCUGACGGGAGUUGGCUCUCUGUAAAGAACAGCUUUAGGAUGACAAAGACAAGGAUGUUCGACUUGAUCAUCAGAGGGAAUUCAAGUGACAUUUUUUCAUGCAUAUUGAAGCACUUCAGUGGAAAUGCUGGACAGAUUUUAAUGAAUUCUGAAUGCACGCUAGCACAACUUUUUGGAGGCUGAUUGUGAAACUGCAAAACUGGAAAAAUUCCGAGUAAUUAUAAAUGUUUUUAAAGAAGUUAUGUUAACAGAGAAGAGGGACCACUUUUUAAAACAAAGUGUAAAUUAAAAAUCAAUUUUCAAGAAAA
Messenger RNA from Saimiri boliviensis boliviensis (Bolivian squirrel monkey), 4099 nucleotides. The record is from RefSeq and is a predicted model, not a curated record. NCBI's taxonomy places the organism in Eukaryota, Metazoa, Chordata, Mammalia, Primates, Cebidae.